This is a messenger RNA of Xiphophorus maculatus (southern platyfish), 4008 nucleotides long. It is a transcript of the gene cbx2, whose product is annotated as chromobox protein homolog 2-like. Gene Ontology annotation, biological process: negative regulation of transcription by RNA polymerase II. The coding region runs from base 1849 to 3432 and encodes 527 amino acids. The transcript is spliced from 5 exons. The record is from RefSeq and is a predicted model, not a curated record. NCBI's taxonomy places the organism in Eukaryota, Metazoa, Chordata, Actinopteri, Cyprinodontiformes, Poeciliidae. Gene Ontology annotation, cellular component: PRC1 complex; heterochromatin.
UUUGACAUUUUUCAUAUUUAACACUGAUAUUAAUGCAGGGAUAUUUAAUUUAAACUUUAACGUCAAAUGAAAGGCUAAAUUAAUGUUUUUUAUUCAUAAAGUUUGUAAAUUUUUGGGUUCAACGACUAAGAUUUAUUUAAAAAACACUAUAUGUAUCUCAUAGGGAAAUUUUAUUUUGUUGUACCUCACAUCCUCUAAACUCACAGAGGAUAAUUAUGCUGGGAAAGAAGGAGCUCCAGUAGCAGUCCAUCUUGCAACUAAGCUGAAGAGGCCUCUGACUGGAGACUUGCUGUUUGCAACAACGUGCUAACGGCUCAAUUUCCAGACAGUAGAGACGAUAUUUCACAACAGCACACCCUGGAUGAAACCAUUAGUUGUUGGAAAGCCCUGCUAAUCCACCUCAUUUGCUUUUGCUGCUCCUUAUUUAGUCUCUAUAUCAUUCUUAUGAUGAAUGGAAAAGCUGUUUUUCUUUCUGUUAUUUUGACCUGGUCUUUAUCCCUGAAGCCUCCUUUUCAACUCCUCUGGGAUUUAAGGCUUUAGUUCAGGUAUUAUUUGAGCUUUUGAGACGCCAGUCAGCUGCACCCAGUUGUAAAAACAAAGCCUCGUUACCAUGGUUACACAUCAUAACUCAAAAAGGAUGUCUAAACAUAGAAGAACUCAACCAAAAAAGGUUAAAAGUUUAAAAAAGAACCAAUCAGAAGUAAAAUAACAGAAUUUCUCUGCCAUGCUCCAGCUAUGAGUGGCACAAUAAACUCACAUACGGGUUAAAUUAGGAUGCGUCACAGUUGGUGGUGGCACACAUGACCCCCCCCCCAAUGUCCUACGGAUAAAUGAUUUUCCAGAUGUCUCAAACAAUCAGCUAAAAGAUUAAUCUGAUUCAUUCUGCAGCAGAUUCCUUUUCUUUCUGCAGAGUUUCUGUUUAUUUACCACCAAAAUGUUUUCUUCACUAUGAACUGUUUGAAACUUUUGAGCUUUUUGGAGCGUCUUGAACUUCCUGAAACAAUCUUCUGUGCAGCUCAACUUCUCACGUUGAAGUUAUUUUAGUUCCUAACCUCUCGGCAGCAAGUUCCUCACAGUCUGAAAUUUCUGAAAUUCCUGAAAUUCCUUAGGAGUAAACCAUCGUCAAGACAACAACUGCAGCUAAACUGAAGAUCUACUCAUUAACUUUUUACAGUUCUUUGUAAUUAAUAGACAAGCACCUGAUCACACACAGCUGAGGCUGCAAGGUUUGCAAAAUAUCAUCUGUGUCAGAAUAUUUCUGACUGCAUUCUGUCUCUUGUGGACAUUUUUUUCUUACAUUUAUUUAUUUAGUUUUUUAUUUUAUUUAUUUAUUUAUUUAUUUAUUUAUUUAUUUAUUUAUUUAUUUAUUUAUUUAUUUAUUUAUUUAUUUAUUUAUGUAUUUCCUUCAGUUCCCAACAUUCAUUCUAUCUGCAAUUGUUCUUUCAGAUUUAUGUACUUCAUAGUUCAACAAUGUUUCUAAACACACCUCAUGUUUAUCCAUGUUUUGCCAGUUAAGUACAAUAGUUUAGAUGGAAACUAUUCUAAACUAUUGUUUCAGCUUCUUUUCUUCUGUUUGACUUUUUUUUUAUUAAUGUUGUCUUUUGUAUAAAUUACUUUCAUCCUCAUCUUCAUUCCACUUUUUUUCGUGCCAGAUUUUGUUACUUAUAAUAAUAGAUCUACCCGCAUCUUUUCAAUUCUUCUGCUUUAUUUACUGAUAAACAUAGCAUCUAUGCUCUGUAUGCGACCAGCGCUUUUACUUUGAAAGCCUUCCUGCAAACAUCCGGUGCUGUCCCAUCGCUGCUCUGAUUGGCUGCUGAGGAAGCCUCCGUUUUCGGGGUGAAGGCAAUCAUGGAGGAGCUGAGCGCCGUGGGAGAGCAGGUUUUUGAUGCCGAGUGCAUUUUGAACAAACGACUCAGAAAGGGAAAGUUGGAGUUUCUGGUGAAGUGGAGGGGAUGGUCAUCCAAACACAACAGCUGGGAGCCGCAGGAAAACAUUCUGGACCCGAGACUGUUGGCGGCAUUCAAUAAGAAAGAACAAGAAAAAGAGCUUCUGAUGCUUAAAAGACGCAAACGACCCAGAGGACGACCCAGAAAGAUCAUAGAGAAUAUACCGGAACCCCAAAAAUCAAGCACCUCUUCAUCUGCUUCAUCCUCCUCGUCCUCCGACUCCUCAUCCUCCUGCUCCUCUUCGUCUUCAUCCUCAGAAGAUGAAGAUGAGGGCGAUGACGGCCACGCCAAACAGGCGAGCCCGACCGUCAGGCCACGGGAGCUACAUCCCGUCCCUCAGAAGAAGGCGCAGAUCGUCAUGGCGAAGCAGGAGCCCCUGAGGAAGCGAAACAGGAAGCCCCUGCCUCCGGAGGCGAAGGAGUUCCAGCAGAACAAGGGUCCGCGCAAAGUCCUGAAGACCGCCAGAGAAACGGAUCUUCCAGGGGCGAUCAAGAAGCCGGUUCAUCCGGCGAGCUUCACCUUCAUGGGUUUCCACCGCAGCUCAGCCAAAGAUGCUGCGCCUGGUCCGUACAGGAGCCCGCUGACCCAGGGUGGGACGGUUAAACCCGCUACCAGCUCACCUGGAUCUGGGAGAUCUUCAGUCCAAACCGUGUCUCUGGCCUUGAACAAAUCCAACCAGAUCAGAAAUGCAACCGAGGGGAAGCUGUCCAUCUCCGGCGGGAACAGUGGAGGAAGUCUGGAUUUGAAAGCAGCUGCUUGUAAAUCCAAAGGAGUAGCUGCUCUGAAUGUGAAUACCACCAAACAUCCAGUUCAAGGAACCACUCAGCACACUCUGAGCUCACCCAGCGGACCAAAGAAGCCCCACUCCACCGGGUCCGCAAUGCAGCGGGUAGCCGGUACUAAAGCAGGGGUUUCCCAGUCUAAGAGCUCCUCCUCCAAUCAAGGCAAUCAGCCCCUCAACCUUCAGAACAAGCAGUCUCAAAGCGGUGACGCUCCUGGAAGCGGCACCACCGCAGCGUUGGGCCUGAGAAAUCCAGUCAUCCCUGCGAGAAAACCCACAGUCGCCCAAAAUCUGGAGACAAACGCCAAUAAAAGUCCGGUUUCCUCUGGAAGACCGCCUGCCAGGAAACCGCAGGCCGGUGGAGACAAGCUCAGAGAAAUGAAGGAAUUCCAGAAGGUCCAAGGCCGGUUGGACAAGUCCUGCUCCGAGAUCCAGAACCCGCCAGCAAGAACGGCCACUAAAGGCAGCAAGAAAGCCAAAAUGACCGACAUGAGCACCGGCGAAGAGGAGAGCAGCUCGGACUCGGACCACGACUCUUCGUACGCUGGACAGGGUCACCCAGUGGCGGGCCAGAACCAGGACUGGAAGCCCACACGCAGCCUGAUCGAACACGUGUUUGUGACUGAUGUCACGGCGAACCUGGUCACCGUCACGGUGAAAGAGUCGCCAACCAGCGUGGGCUUCUUCAGCAUCCGCAACUACUGACAGUCGACCUGGGCGGGUCUGCAGGGUUCACUAGUUCACUUAUAGCAGUCAAGACAUAUUUUAGAUAAAAACAAUAAUAAUAGAGUCAGUCAUUGAUUGUAAUUAUUUAUUUUGUCAUAUGUAUUAAAAAAGUGCAUUUUGGAUGCAGAGAAAUAAACGUUUGUCCUCGUUUGUCGUGUUACUCAAGAGAGAAACUACGGUAUUCAGUUACAGGGCCCGUGUGAUCAUUAGUCCCAGUCUUAAAGGGACGGUUCACUUUAGUUUCAUUUUAAUGUUAAAUUCAGAGGUUAUUAGCAGUGGUAUUUGAGUUGGUAUCUUAAGUUUCAGAUAGAUUUAGCCAAUCAGAACAGGGCUGACACAAAAUGUUGAAGUCCAAUUUUAAAACUCUUACCAGCACAAAAAAACUCAGAAAACUGGAAUAUAUGUAUAUUGUUAUAUAUUGGUACAAAAAGCUAAAUGUAUAGCUUUGAGAUAUUAGUAAAAUAUUAGCUGUGUUUAGCUGAACCAAAUAUUUAGUUAGCAAAUUAACUACUUAGCUCAUUUAGUUAGAAUGUGACAGUUUAUCAGUUUUACUAU